CUCCUUCCCAUCUCCAGAACGUUGCUGUGGUAGCGCCUCGGCGCCAUGUUAGGAGGCCGGAGGGGAAGAGGAAGAAUUAGAAGCGGCGGCAGCAACAACAGCAGCAACUAGCAGGCCUAGCGAGAGGUUCUUUACCCUCUCUGGGAGGGCCCCAGCCAGGCCCAUAUCAUGCUCACGGGGCCCGUUUGUCAGGGGCGGAAAGAGUGACUGUUCCAGAGAAGAAGAGACGGCGUUUAACCAUAGCCGGAGAGACGAUGCCGUUUCCAGUUACAACCCAGGGAUCACAACAAACACAACAGCCGCAGAAACAUUAUGGCAUUACCUCACCAAUCAGUUUAGCUUCCCCUAAAGAGAAUGACUGUAUACUUACCCAGAAGCUAAUUGAAACCCUAAAACCCUUUGGUGUCUUUGAAGAGGAGGAAGAACUGCAACGCAGAAUUCUAAUUUUGGGGAAACUAAAUAACUUAGUAAAGGAAUGGAUACGAGAAAUCAGUGAAAUUAAGAAUCUUCCACAAUCUGUAAUAGAAAACGUUGGAGGGAAAAUUUUUACAUUUGGCUCAUAUCGAUUAGGUGUGCACACAAAAGGUGCAGACAUUGAUGCAUUAUGUGUGGCGCCGAGGCAUGUUGACAGGAGUGAUUUUUUCACCUCAUUUUAUGAAAAACUGAAAUUACAGGAAGAAGUCAAAGACUUACGGGCUGUUGAAGAAGCGUUUGUUCCUGUUAUUAAAUUGUGUUUCGAUGGAAUAGAGAUUGAUAUCUUGUUUGCCAGGUUAGCACUGCAAACUAUUCCUGAAGACCUAGACCUUCGAGAUGAUAGUCUACUUAAAAAUUUAGACAUUAGAUGCAUACGAAGUCUUAAUGGUUGCAGAGUAACGGAUGAAAUUCUCCAUCUAGUACCAAACAUUGACAAUUUCAGGUUAACACUGAGAGCUAUCAAACUGUGGGCCAAACGGCACAACAUCUAUUCCAAUAUACUAGGUUUCCUUGGUGGAGUUUCCUGGGCUAUGCUAGUAGCAAGAACUUGCCAGCUUUAUCCAAAUGCAAUAGCAUCAACUCUUGUACAUAAAUUUUUCUUGGUAUUUUCUAAAUGGGAAUGGCCAAAUCCAGUGCUAUUGAAACAGCCAGAAGAAUGCAAUCUUAAUUUGCCUGUAUGGGAUCCAAGGGUAAAUCCCAGUGAUAGGUACCAUCUUAUGCCUAUAAUUACACCAGCAUAUCCCCAGCAGAACUCUACCUACAAUGUGUCUGUUUCUACACGUAUGGUCAUGGUUGAAGAAUUUAAGCAAGGUCUUGCUAUCACAGAUGAAAUUUUGCUGAGUAAGGCAGAGUGGUCCAAACUUUUUGAAGCUCCAAACUUCUUUCAAAAAUACAAGCAUUAUAUUGUACUUCUAGCAAGUGCACCAACAGAAAAACAGCGAUUAGAAUGGGUUGGCUUAGUAGAGUCAAAAAUCCGUAUCUUGGUUGGAAGCUUGGAGAAGAAUGAAUUCAUUACACUGGCUCAUGUAAAUCCUCAGUCAUUCCCAGCACCCAAAGAAAAUCCUGACAAGGAAGAGUUUCGUACAAUGUGGGUGAUUGGAUUAGUGUUUAAGAAAACAGAGAAUUCUGAAAAUCUGAGUGUUGAUCUUACAUUUGACAUUCAGUCUUUUACUGAUACUGUUUAUAGGCAAGCAAUAAACAGCAAGAUGUUUGAAAUGGAUAUGAAAAUUGCCGCAAUGCAUGUUAGGAAAAAACAACUUCAUCAACUGCUACCUAAUCAUGUCCUUCAGAAAAAGAAAAAGCAUUCAACAGAAGGAGUCAGGUUGACAGCGCUGAAUGACAACAGCCUAGACUUAUCUAUGGAUAGUGAUAACAGCACUUCUGUGCCUUCUCCUACCAGUGCUAUGAAGACAAGUCCUUUGAACAGUUCUGGAAGCUCUCAGGGCAGAAGCAGUCCUGCUCCAGCUGUGACAGCAGCAUCUGUGACCAACAUACAAGCUUCUGAAGUCACUGUGCCACAAAUAAAUUCCAGUGAAAGCUCAGGGGGUACUUCAAGUGAAAGCAUUCCUCAAACUGCCACACAGCCAGCCAUCUCUCCACCACCAAAGCCUACCAUCUCUAGAGUAGUUUCUUCAACCCGUCUUGUCAACCAACCACAGAGACCUUCAGGAAACACUGCAACUAAAGUAACUAGCCCUGUAGCAGGUGUGAAGAGGACAUCGUCUCCCCAUAAAGAAGAAUCUCCUAAAAAAAUAAAGACUGAUGAGGAUGAAAUAAAUGAAGAUGUUAGUUGCAUUGAUAUGAGUGAUCAUGAUAAGAUGGAAACUAAGGAACUUUUUGAUACAGAAUCAGAUAUGGCCUCUCAGCAGGAAACUCUUCAGACCACAGUAUCUCUACAAGCUCCUCAGAAAACGCCCAGUACCGAUCUUUCAGAUAUCCCUGCUCUCCCUGCAAAUCCUAUUCCAGUUAUCAAAAAUUCAAUAAAACUAAGAUUGAAUCGGUAAAACCAACCUCAGGGGUCCAUAAACAGUAUCUGCCAAUUUAACCUGUUGUCUUCUAAUACUGGAAAGGAGAACAGAAGGUGCAAGACGAGAAUGUGAACACAGAUGGAUUUAGGUAUAUUUUGUGCACUUCUCUUGCUGGGCUAUAAUCACUUGAUCUGGAAGUCCAGGUUCGUAUUUGUGGAGCCAGGAGUACUAUUAAUGUGUUAGCAACAGUUACAUUAAAUUCUUUAAAGGAUUACUGCCUAUAAAAAGGAAUGGGAAUACUAUUUCUAGCCAUAUUUGAUGUACUGAUUGGGUUUGUGUUGAUGCAUUGUUUGGAAGAAAAGAAAUUCAGCUAAAACUGGCAAAAGAAUUCCUUAAAUGCACUUUUAUGUACUUUUUUUAUUGGAAUAUGACUAAUUUUAGUGCUUCAGCUUGAUAGAUUUUAUUUUUAUUAAAAAAAAAAAUUCUUCAAAAUCUGUGACCUUCAAAUUAGAAAAUGGCUUGAUAUAUUGUAUACUGAAGGUAAAAGUAUGCAUUGUAUCUAGCUCAGUCACCAUUAGGAUGCAGCAAGCCCUUAUAAGAAAAUGACAAAUCUUGGAAGUUCUAAGUUUGGGAAAAUACAUUUAAAAUAUUCGAUGGGGCAUGAUUAAGAAAUUGACUAUUUUUUAUUUUGGGAGUUAUUUUAUGGUGCAUACAAAUCAGCUGUCAAAAAGCAAAUAAUUGAUUCUUUCAGUUUAAUCAAGCCUUCUCCUUAUUACCUUCCCAUUCCUAUUACCAUAUUUUUUGGAGAGGAAAAAGAAAUGUUUGCAUUUAACUCAUGUUCUGUUUGUAUGCCCAAAAUUGGACUAUUGUUGUCAGUGAAAUACUGGUAGUUUUUCUUUUAAGCUCUGUAGCCCUUAGCUACAGAUGCUACUUUCCCCCAGAAAUGAAAUACAGUAAAUAAAGUGUGCCUGUGAAGCAUA
Messenger RNA from Protobothrops mucrosquamatus (brown spotted pit viper), 3421 nucleotides. RefSeq names its product poly(A) polymerase alpha (gene PAPOLA). Gene Ontology annotation, molecular function: RNA binding; poly(A) RNA polymerase activity. The record is from RefSeq and is a predicted model, not a curated record. Gene Ontology annotation, cellular component: nucleus. NCBI's taxonomy places the organism in Eukaryota, Metazoa, Chordata, Lepidosauria, Squamata, Viperidae. The transcript has 22 exons. Bases 255 to 2477 code for a protein of 740 amino acids.